Messenger RNA from Marasmius oreades (fairy-ring Marasmius), 1345 nucleotides. RefSeq lists its product as uncharacterized. The coding region runs from base 23 to 1273 and encodes 416 amino acids. The transcript has 5 exons. The record is from RefSeq and is a predicted model, not a curated record. Lineage: Eukaryota; Fungi; Basidiomycota; Agaricomycetes; Agaricales; Marasmiaceae.
AACUACUUCGCUUCACCUCGACAUGCUCAAUUCACGACCGAUUUCCCGCAAUGGGGAAGGUACUCAGCGAUUUGGAGCCAAAACACCAGCAAGAGGUCUCCAAAAUGAAAACGCCAUUCGAAAUGCACCAACUACGCUCGGGAAAGGAAACUUGAAGGCCAGUAUUCCCCAGACACCCCUCCAGUCCAAGAGUAUCAAAGGCGAUAUUCAGCUCAAAGACGUUCCUCGAGCGGGCAAGGGUGACCCACCUAUACAGCUCAAUACCAUCUCGCGACCCUUCCUCGAUAAGACGCCGUUUCCAAAUCGCGUCGUGUCCAUUCAUACACAGACUCCUUUUAAUAGAGACUUGUCCGAAACCCCAGAUUCUCCGCAAAUACCUAGCUCUACCCGGAAACAUAUACGUUUACCCAAACAAUCCCAAAAAUUCGAGACGCCUUUGAACACGAAACACCAUUGGGAUCUCAGCGACGAUGAGGUAGAAAUAGCUGCUCCUGUUGCCCCCCCGAGGGUGCUGGAGGUCAAAGAAGACUACGAUGAAGUUGAAUACAUGCCACCCAACACACUUGAUCUACCUUAUCAACCGCCGUUGGAUUUUCAGCUUCCGGAUUACAGAGAAGUUGGAAAGGUGCUAAUGGGCUUCUCACGGAACCUCGUGCUUGACGAGCCACAGCCGCCACCUGAAAUCGCUCCGAGGGCGGAAGACAUUGCUCCCAUACCUUGGAACAUGAUUCCUCUUCCCGAGCUCGAGGAUGAUGACCCCUUUGAUGCCUCCCGAAAGAAGAACCCACCUCCGACACGCACUACUCAAUCCACAAUGCGCAAUUCAUCAAAGCCUGUCCCAGUCCCUAGAACCACCCACAUACCCCCUACCUCUACUACCCGCCCUAAUACAUCAUCUUCUGUCAUUCGCCCAAACUCCCGCACUCGAGUAGCCUCUGUCUCAACCCACAACACCCGCACUGCUCUCAAACCUGUGAUGGCGAUGGGGCGUAGCCCUUCCAAACUCUCGGGCGAUGUUACAGUCAAACCCAAGGCCGUUCCUGUACGCAGACCAGCCACGUCUGCCUCAACUCAUAAGUCUGCCUUACCCCCAGUCCGUGGUCGGCCUGGAGCGUCGAAGCCAUCCACUACUACGGGCCCACUAUCAUACCGUCGCCAGGUUGUCGCUACCAAAUCCAUCAAUACGAAAACCGAGGAUGAACUAGAUGUUAUAAGUUUGAAAGCUGAUUUGUUGAAACACGAUGAAAAUGAAGAUUUUUUGUUCGAUGUGUAAAAUGUUUCCACGCCAUGUGCGACAUAAUCCAUGUAUUUGUUAGUUCGAAGUAAUCAAGUCGUGUCACCCCAA